Molecule: messenger RNA, 360 nt
Organism: Cutaneotrichosporon cavernicola
Lineage: Eukaryota; Fungi; Basidiomycota; Tremellomycetes; Trichosporonales; Trichosporonaceae
Exons: 1
Coding region: 1-360 (119 amino acids)
Source: RefSeq, a predicted model, not a curated record
AUGGACGAGACCCAUCCCCGCCCCGUCCCGCUCACCGAGGCCCUCGUCCUCGCCUCCCUCGAAGUGGUCCGCACCGCCCGCCGCGCCGCCACCACCGAGGGCCACCGCGCGACCGCGCUCCACGCCGCCGCCCUCUCCGCUUUUAACCCCACCACCAUCGCAUCGGGCGCGGCCGGCGCCGUCGACGCAGCGGUGGAGAGCUUCAAGGCCCGCUGUGCCGCCACGCUCGCCGAAUGCGGCGCCCUCAACAAGGAGAACAUUGCGCUCCGCGCCGUCGUCGACAUCCUCCUCGCUGGCGAUGUUAGUGACGAGGCCAAGACGGCAUUUGAGGCUUACCUCGCCCCGGGCGGGCGCAUGUAG